Messenger RNA from Fusarium sp. VM40, 1620 nucleotides. Lineage: Eukaryota; Fungi; Ascomycota; Sordariomycetes; Hypocreales; Nectriaceae. The record is from the annotation of a GenBank genome assembly.
AUGAAAACCACACGAGACAGUUUGAUCGAUGAAGCACCAUCGUCAUCGGCAUCAUCGACUGUGAGCGACACAGAAGUCUCAUUGCACAUUGUGAAUCGAACAACAACUCCAGAAGUCAUUCACCGCUCGAUAUCACACGUUUCAGGCCAUGACGCUUUUGAGCCGGCUGCCACACUCGCUGACCCAGAAGGCAGAGAGCUUUAUAGAGAAGCAGGCGACGAGAUCUAUGAUAAGGUAUCUUCAAAACGCAAGAUUGCCAUUGUGUCAGUCUUAUCAUUUGGCGCGUUCCUGUCUCCGAUCUCGAGCACAUCGGUUUUGGCAGCCACUCCUGAGGUUGCUGAAACUUACAACACGACUGGAAGCAUCAUCAACUUGAGCAAUGCAGCGUAUAUGGCGGUCAUGGCGCUGUCUCCUUUGUUCUGGGGGCCCAUGAGUCAGGUUUAUGGGAGACGUGUUUCAGCGCUAUACUCGUCAGCCAUGUUCUUCUUGCUGAGUCUGGCAACUGCUCUGGCGCCUGACCUGGCCUCGUUCAUCUUCUUCCGGGCUACCUCAGCAUUCGGCGGAACGGCUUUUAUUCUCAUCGGUCCAGCAUGCAUUGGUGACAUCUACCGGCCGACUGAACGUGGUGCAGCUAUGGGCUGGUUUCUGACAGGAACACUUAUAGGUCCUGCCUUUGGUCCGUUCCUGGGUGGUAUCAUCGUGACAUAUUCGUCCUGGAGAAGUAUCUUCUGGCUUCAAACAGGGCUGGCCGCCGCCGGAGCCUUGGGUGUGUAUUUUAUUGUCUUUGAAACAGCUCAUCACCUUAAGGUUGAUGAUCUGAAAACACUGCCGCGCAAGAAAAGAACCCUCAAGAUACUGGGCAUGAUCAGCCCGAUACGAGUACUGCGACUGUUCCGGUACUGGAACCUUGCCCUGGUGGCUACCGGCAGCGCGUCCCUGACAUGGAACAUGUACAGCCUCCUAACACCAAUUCGCUAUGUUCUGAAUCCUCGCUUUAAUCUUGAGUCGCCACUGCUGUCUGGUCUUUUCUACCUGGCGCCCGGCUUUGGUUAUCUGGCAGGGACAUUUGUAGGCGGCCACUGGGCCGACUACACAGUGAAGCGAUGGAUCAAGAAGCGUGGAGGUGUUCGCAUACCCGAAGACCGACUCCGAUCGACGUUGCCUUUCAUGGGUGCAAUCAUACCAGGAAGCAUGUUGGUAUACGGGUGGACUGUGGACCAAGAGGCCGGGGGCAUCCCAGUACCAGUCAUCGCCAUGUUUGUACAGGGCGUUGCGCAGUUGUUCUGCUUUCCCUCGUAUAACACAUAUUGUCUUGAUGUGAUGCCGGGCCAAGGAGCAGAGGUGGCUGCUACGAAUUUCUUUGCCAGAUAUCUGGUUGGAUGCCUGGCGUCAGCUGUAGUCCUACCAGCAGUCGAGGUAAUUGGUAUUGGCUGGUUCACGACUAUCUCAGCGAUGUUUCUGUUUCUCUCAGCUCUAGCGACUAUGGCUACUGUGCAAUGGGGAAAGGGCUGGAGAGAACGAACUCAGGCAAAAAUCGAGGAGUCGAAGGAGAAAGAGGUCGCAAUGGAGGAACAUAAGGAUACGGGACUACAGGUCGAAGCAAAGGCAACCAGGACUUGA